UAUAAUAUUUAGAGAUUAAAUAUAAAUAGCCUCGCAGUAUUGAUUCUAGAGCAUAUUCAGCUAAAUAUCCAAAGGGUCAAGAGCGCAGUACAAUAAGUCAUGUAUAAAAUAUUCUCUUUGGUUUUCUGCAUAGCCGUGAGUUUGAAAAGGGUUCAUGGAAAUGCAGAAGACAAAAUAGCUAUCAUGAGUGCUGUGAAACCAUUUGUAGAGGAGUGUGCGAAGAAACAUGGCGUCACCUUCGAAGCACUCCUAGGUGCUAAAGCAUCAGGCAAAAUAGAUGGCAUUGAGCCUUGUUUCUAUAGUUGUGUUUAUAAGAAAACAGAAUUUUUGAAUAGUAAGGGCGAAUACGAUGUAGAUACUGCUUUAGCCAAGCUCAAGAAGUACAUUAGCAACGAUGACGAUUAUGCCAAACUCUCACAAGUUGGAAAAGAUUGUGCAUCAGUAAACUCCAAGCCUGUCGGAGAUGGAGAGGCUGGAUGCGAGAGAGGUGUCCUGCUAACCCAAUGCUUCUUGGAUCAUAAGGGCGCGGUACCCAUGUGAAUCUCUGAAGACAGACUAAAAUGAUAGAAUAAGUACAAUAAUACUUAUUUUACUUCCUUGCAGUACAGUAUUUAUUAAAGAUAUCGUAUCACUUACACAAUGCCUGCAGAUUUACUAUAAAUGAUUGAGAGUGACAAAUUGCACUAUUUGAUGUGUUUUAAUUUGUAUAAUAUUUAAGUAUUAGUACUAUAUGUAUAAUAAAUGGACAAAUAAAUAAAUGUUUGCAAUUGA
This is a messenger RNA of Spodoptera frugiperda (fall armyworm), 771 nucleotides long. RefSeq lists its product as uncharacterized. The record is from RefSeq and is a predicted model, not a curated record. Gene Ontology annotation, molecular function: odorant binding. The coding region runs from base 100 to 540 and encodes 146 amino acids. NCBI's taxonomy places the organism in Eukaryota, Metazoa, Arthropoda, Insecta, Lepidoptera, Noctuidae. The transcript has 5 exons.